Molecule: messenger RNA, 273 nt
Organism: Linum tenue
Lineage: Eukaryota; Viridiplantae; Streptophyta; Magnoliopsida; Malpighiales; Linaceae
Source: the annotation of a GenBank genome assembly
AUGACCUCAAUCAACUAUAUAGCCAAAGCUGCAAUGGCCCCCGAGGAUGCGAUCGGCACCAGGACCAAAAAAUUUGGCCAAGCACCCUGUGGUUGUUUGGCCAUCAGGUCUGGUCUUCAGGAUGCAUUGGGUCGCCGUGAGGAGACGUCGUGGAUAGUGGGGAGGAUACUCGGCAACGAUCAACCCGCCAUUGAGAAGGCGAAGAGUUGGGAUGCACGAGCUGGUGCUGUCUUGAACUUUGUGGUUUCUCAGCAAUUUGAGCUACUUGGAUGA